ACAAAGAUUAUUCCUGGAUAUUGUGUUUGAAACUUUCAUUAUUUUUCAGGUUUCUGCAACCGAUCCAGAUUGUGGGGUCAAUGCCAUGGUGAAUUAUACCUUGGGUCAUGGAUCUGGAAAGAUCAAGGAGUUCAAGGUCAGGUCAGAUACUGGAGAAAUCUGUAUAAGCUCGCCAUUAGAUUACGAAACGAGGAAUGUCUACGAGUUUCCAGUUACGGCCACAGAUAGAGGUGGACUGAGCACCACAGCAAUGAUGAAAAUCCAAAUCACCGACGUGAACGACAACCGGCCAUUGUUUUAUCCCUCCGAAUACAAAGUUUCGCUACGCGAGAACGGCGCCUCAUCAUCAGCCACCACCCCGGUAGUUGUGGUGGCAGCCACUGACGCGGACUCGGGCAAAUUCGGCGCUGUUACCUUCAAAAUAGUGGCGGGAAAUGAGGGGGGACUCUUCAGAAUCGACAAAUCUACUGGGGAAAUCUUCAUCAGCCGACCUAACCUGCUGUCCGCUAGAGGGCAGCCCUAUUAUAGGUUGAAUAUAAGCGCUGUCGACGGUGGGAACUUGAAGUCUUUGAAGGAUGCCGAAGUUUUCAUCAGUGUGAUUGAUUCUGCGCAGAGGCCUCCGAUUUUCGACCAUCCCCGGUAUACGUAUUCUGUGAGCGAAAAUGUCAGGAAGAAUACGGUUGUUGGGAAUGUCAAGGCAACGAUUCUGGAUAAUGCUGGCAGAAGUGGUGUUCGUUACACAGUUUAUUCUGGUGAUCCAGGAGGCUACUUCAACAUCAAUCCCAUCACGGGAGCCAUCAUCACAGCUUCAAAUCUCGACCACGAAACGAAAUCCAGCGUUCUUUUGAACAUUCAGGCUACAAGUGGCGAUCCUCCAGUAUAUGGCCAUACACAAGUCCACAUCGAAAUAGAAGACGUCAACGACAACGCCCCGGAAUUCGAGUCCCCCACCGUCCGCAUAUCGGUCCCCGAAAACGUCGAGAUCGGCUCUGCAAUCUUCUCGGCCCACGCCAACGACAGGGACUCCGGCCCCAACGGCGUCGUCAAAUACAAGAUCGGCAACGCCGCGUACGGCAACAGCGCGUACGGUGGCCUCUUCAAGGUCGACCCCGACCAGGGCGACCUGACGAUGGCCGGACGGCUGGAUUACGAAACGUCGCAGCGGCACACGAUCGUCAUCACGGCGACGGACAUGGGGAAUCCCCCGCUCUCAGCCAACUUGACAGUGUUCGUCGAGGUCCAGGAUGUUAAUGAUAAUCCGCCUGUGUUCGAGAGGAACGAGUAUUCGCUCAGUAUUCUGGAGUCGUCGCCUGUCAAUACGCAGAUUCUCCAACUGACCGCAGUGGACGCGGACACCGGCAACAACGCACGCUUGACCUACCGCAUUCUCCGCUCCAACCACUCCCAGGUCUUUGGAGUGUUCCCCAACAGCGGCUGGCUCUAUCUCAAGGCACCCCUGGACAGGGAGGAGCAGGAGGAGUACACUCUGACCGUGGCCGCCACAGACAACGGGACUCCCUCCGAGACCGCCACCACCAAGGUGGUGGUGGAGGUGUUGGACGCCAACGACAACGACCCGAAGUUCGCCGACAAGGAGUACGAGUUCGCCGUGGAGGAAAACUCGCGGAGGGGCACGUUGGUGGGGAGGGUGUUGGCCCACGACGCCGACAAGGGGGUGAACGCCGCCUUGCGGUACAGUCUGAUACCGGGCAACAGCAGCUUCCAUAUCAACCAGAUCACGGGUGAAAUCACUACCAAAGAACCAUUAGAUCGCGAACAAAAACAAAACCACGAUCUUGUCGUCGAAGCAAGAGACCAAGGCACCCCUUCAAGAACUGCAAGAGUAUUCUUGAAAAUCACAGUCCUCGACGUCAACGACAAUACCCCCGAAAUCGUCGACCCACAAGAAGACGUCAUCAGUGUACGCGAAGAACAACUUCCUGGCACCGAAGUGGUUAGGGUAAAAGCCGUAGAUGCCGAUAGUGGCAACAAUGCCUCCAUCACAUACUCCAUCAUCAAGAACAGAGAUUCGGACGACCACGGCGCAUUCUCCAUAGACCCCAAUACCGGCGUCAUCAGGACAAGAAUGGCGCUUGACCACGAAGAGAAAACGAUCUAUCGUCUCGCGAUUGGAGCGACAGAUGGUGGAAAACCACCGAAGCAAAGUGUCCGUAUGCUUAGAGUUGAGGUACUGGACCUGAACGAUAACAGGCCCACCUUCACUAGCUCUAGCCUCGUCUUCCGGGUUCCAGAGGAUGUUUCCAUCGGCUACGUAGUGGGAUCUAUAGCUGGAUCAGAGCCUGUCCACGAGAACUCGAUUAGUGGCUCUGGAGGAUAUAUUACAUACACUCUAACUUCGAUGUUCACUGAUAGUAUAGGUGAUGCUUUUGACAUAGAUCGAAGCACUGGGUCAUUGGUUGUAGCUAGACAGCUAGACAGAGAAAUUCAGUCUGAGUACCGGCUUGAAGUAAGAGCGUUAGAUACAAGCGCUAUGAACAAUCCACAAAGUAGUGCUAUCACUGUCAAGGUAGACAUUGUUGAUAUCAAUGAUAACUCGCCUAAGUGGCCACAAGAUCCAAUUAUCAUCCCAAUCAGUGAAAACACCGAAAUCGGCGCGUCUGUUUACAACUUCACAGCUUUCGAUUCAGACAGUGGUAGCAAUAGUGACUUGCGAUACACUUUGAUGAACCAGUUCUAUGGUGAUAUAUUUUCUGUUGAUUCACUCACUGGUACGCUCGUUUUAUUAUCGAGUUUGGAUUUCGAAACAAUUCAAGAAUACACUAUUAUCGUCACUGCAACCGACCAAGCUCAGAAUGUGUCAGAAAGGCUCAGCACUUCAGUGACUGGGCGGAUUAUUGUUACUGACUUCAAUGAUAACGCACCAAAAUUUGUGGUUCCAACAACGUCCACAGCAUACAUUAGCGAAGCUACUAUAGUUGGUAUGACGAUAUCGCAUAUAAUUGCAGUGGAUGUUGAUAGUGGUGAUAAUGGCAGGGUGACUUACAUAAUAUCCGGUGGCAAUGAAGGUGGACUUUUUUCAUUGGGAUAUGACACCGGAGUUUUAACAUUGGCCAAGCCUUUAACAUCGAAUCAGAAAUCAUUUAUUCUGAAUGUAACUGCCAAUGAUCAUGGUAAUCCUACGAAGAAGUCUACAAUGGAACUGAAAUUAUUCGUUCAAGGAUCUCUCAGCAAUUCCCCAAAAUAUCUGAAUAAUCAAUAUAUGGCAAGUGUCCCUGAAGAUUUAUCUGUUGGUACUGUUAUCACCAGAAUUGGCCCAAAACUCAGUUUUGCAGGAACCAGAAAUAAUCUGACAUUUGUUAUAUCACCUGGGAUAGCUGAUGAAACUUUCGAAAUCCUCUCCCCAUCUGGCCAAGUCCGAACAAGAAAACGCUUAGACCGAGAAACGGAAGAAUCAUACGUGAUACCAAUAUAUGUCACCGAUUCAACGCAUUCCACCACUCUCUUCGACACCACUGUAUUGGCAAUUGAAGUCACCGAUGUCAAUGAUAAUGCACCAACAUUCCAACCUGGAUCGUGCUACCGUCUAUCCGUACCGGAAAAUUCAGAUACAGGCAUCAUACAUACAGUUAGAGCUGAGGAUUUGGACUCUGGCCCCAACGGGGAUAUCUUAUACACUAUCACUAGCGGCAAUACAGGCAAUAAAUUCAGCAUCGAUGUCAAAUCAGGAGAACUGACAGCAAGACCUCUUGAUAUGGAGAGUCAGUUCAAAUAUUUUUUGACUGUGACAGCCAGAGAUAGAGGCACUCCCACUCUGCAGAGUUCUUGUAAUCUAACAGUAUACGUUGAAGACCAAAAUGAUAAUGAUCCGAAGUUUGAUUUAUCGAAAUACUCUACUGCUGUUCUGGAAGAUGUUGCUAUAGACACCUCUGUUCUCACUGUGCAUGCUUCAGAUGCUGAUAAUGGAAUGAAUGGAAAAAUUAUGUAUUCGCUAGCGAAUGAAAGCCAUUGGUUAUUUCGUAUCGAUAAUAAAUCCGGUAUCAUCACUACUGCAGGAUUUUUCGACAGAGAGCGCCAGAAUGUCUACAAUUUCUUAGUGGUUGCAACUGACAGAGGAAAAUAUGACGCUAGAUCGCAAAGUGUACCAGUUACCGUGAAAAUAUUGGACGUCAAUGACAACAAUCCAGUUUUCACCCAGUAUCCAUUCAAAGAAAGAGUAGUACCAUAUAUCCAACCCGGACAAAUGAUUCUUAAAGUCAUAGCGAAUGACAUCGACGAAGGUAACAACGCCGAAAUUGUGUACAGUAUUGUAAAUGAUGGUUCCGAUGGAAAAUUCAGAAUCAAUCCGAAUACUGGAAUUCUAACCACCACACAAUCACUUGCUAGCAAUAAAGGGAAAAUUAUUUAUCUCAAUAUACUCGCUACAGAUAAAGGUAACCCUCCAAGAAGCUCUACAGGGCUAGUAGAAAUCAUGGUAGGAGAUCUUCAAGAUGGCUCACCACUCCUCACAUUUCAAAAUGAUACAUACAAAAUGACAAUCACCGAAAAUGCUGAAAAAUUCAGAGACGUAAUACAAGUGACAGCAUUACGUUCUGAUGGCAGACGGCAAAAAAUCGUUUACUCAAUUGGAAGUGGAAAUGAAGAAAAUAUAUUUGUGAUCAACUCCAACAGCGGAAUCAUCCAACUGAGAGAUCUGACAUAUCUGGAUUAUGAGUUACAUAAGGAGAUUCUCCUCAUUGUGGAAGCAAGAACAGAAGGUACCCCAAACUUGCAUGGCUACUGCAAAGUUCUUAUCCAGAUUACCGAUGAAAAUGAUAACGCCCCGAAGUUCACCCAACAACAGUACACCGCGAAUGUCCUGGAGGGUAACAAUAAAGGAGAAUUCGUUCUGCAAAUUUCAGCUUUUGAUGCUGAUGAGGGGGCCAAUUCCAGGGUGUUGUAUCAUAUCGUAGAUGGAAAUCAUGAUAACGCUUUCAAGAUAGAACCAGCAUUCAGUGGUACUCUCAAAACUAAUAUCGUCCUUGACAGAGAAAUCCGCGAUUUUUAUCGACUGACUGUUAUUGGGACAGACGAGGGUAUUCCACAAAUGACAGGAACGUCUAAGAUACGUAUCAAUGUUGUAGAUGUUAAUGACAACCAGCCCACUUUUCCCCCACAUAGUAUCAUAACGGUGAAAGAAGACACUGCAGUAGGGACUGUUCUCACCAUCGUAACAGCAAAUGACGUAGAUACAUACCCACCUCUGACAUAUGAGUUCUCCAAAGAUAACCAAAAGAACGAUAUGGAAUAUUUCAGUAUCGAUAGAUACAGUGGAAAAGUUGUGCUGCAGAAAAGCCUCGAUUUCGAAAUUUGGCAAGAAUGCCAGAUAGGGAUUGUUGCAACAGACACAGCUCACUUGGCCCACACUAGGCUUACCAUAAAAGUGAUAGAUGUCAAUGAUAAUUCUCCUGUCUUCCUACAGACAUCAUACGUUGCAAAUCUGCCUGAUGGAAAUUCAGGUGUUCUCACAGAAAUUGUGACAGUGAAUGCCUCGGAUGCCGACACUGGAGAUAAUUCAAGAAUUAGAUUCAACAUAGUGAAUCCGAUGCCAGGUUUCUUUAUUGGAUUAUAUGAUGGAGUUUUGAAAACGAAUCUCUCCAAUGUAACUCCACCAGAAGGCGACAUUUUGUUAACUAUCAAAGCCACUGAUGAAGGAAAUCCACCACGGCAUGCUUUCGUCCCUGUCAGGAUCAGAACUAACAUAACUGCUGGCUCAGGAAUAAAAUCAUUGAACAAUAUGGACUACCAAGUCAACUUACCAGAGAAUACGACAAAAGGUACUACGAUAAUCCAGAUAGCAAAACCAUCAAAUGCGCUAACAGGCAUCUUCAAAAUAAUAGAUGGCAAUGACGAUAGGCUCUUCGAGAUUUCUUCUCCAUCGGGAGCUCUCAUCCUUGUGAAGAACCUAGAUAGAGAGAUACAAGAUACUCAUAGGUUGAGAAUGUCUAAUGACGACACAAAUUCACCAGCUAUGCAAAUAUUGAUAAAAGUUGAAGACUCGAAUGACAAUGCUCCAGUAUUCCAAACUGCUGAUUACGAGAAAACGAUCAGUGAAAGCUUGGUCGUUGGUUCUAGAGUGGAGACGAUCGUUGCUACCGAUGCUGACCUCGAAAAUUCACCAAACUCUGAUAUCGUUUAUGAUAUUACUUCUGGUAACGAUUAUGGAUACUUCAAGCUCGAUCGUAAGACAGGAGAAUUGUUUGUGAAUAAAAACCUGGACUUUGACAAAGGAGACACCGAAUAUAACUUUGUAGUCAGAGCAUGUGACAUGGGAACACCAAGUCUAUGUACGCUCAAUACUUUCUUGAUCAUUCUCCAAGAUGAAAAUGAUAAUCAACCAACUUUUCCUGUUUCCGAAUAUUUGGAAUUCGUUGGCGAAAACGAACCUGUUGGAACAGUCAUUUUCACAGCUCAUGCAACUGAUUUGGACAAAGGGCCAUUCGGGUCAGUGAAUUAUUCCAUAGCUGGCACGAACAACUAUGCCCAAGUUGAUAACUCCUGGAAGUUAUUCCACAUCGAUUCCUCCACUGGCUUAGUCACAACAUCUACAGUUUUCGAUUAUGAACAAAGAAAUAAAUACAACUUUGUGAUACAAGCUACAGAUGUCGGCGGAAAAUACUCCACUGUGAAAGUCAGAGUGGAGAUUGAGGGAAAAGAUGAAUUUCAUCCUCAGUUCACAGAAAGAACCUAUAAACUUACUCUUCCUUCAUCCACCGCACUACCUGCCGGUUAUAUCGUGGGACACGUGACCGCCACAGAUAGAGAUAAGGGUCCAGAUGGUAGAGUAAUCUACCAGUUGACUACUCAACAUCAGUUUUUCAAGGUGAACAGGACCACAGGGGAUAUUUUGAUCAAGAAGAAACUGGACUAUGCAGAACUGCCAUCCUCUGGAAGAGAAAUAAGCUUGGUAAUCACAGCGAGCUCUGGACGACAAGGCUCUUUAACGAAUAUGACUGUGGUUGAGAUUAUCUUAGACCCAUUGGCAGAUCCUGGUACUAAUUUGGCUAUAAAUAGGGAGAAUACGGCUGUUCCAGCAGUUGGUAGUGGAAUAGCAGAUUGGGCUUUAGGGCUUCUCAUAUCCAUUCUGCUUCUGAUCAUGAUAUUCGGAGCAGUGUUCGUAUUUCUCCAUAUGCGGAACAAACGAAAUAAACAAGUUAACAAACCUAACUUGAGCUCGGAAACAGUUUCAUCCUCCAACAACUACGUUGAUCCAAGUGCUUUCGACACCAUCCCAAUUCGAGCAGGCGUAGGUUCUUUACAAAAUAGCAACAAUCAAUUCGCUCCACCCAAAUACGACGAAAUACCUCCAUAUGGUGCAGGACAUCCAGCUAGCUCAAACUCCGGAGCAGCAACGACUUCCGAACUGUCUGGAUCAGAACAGUCGGGAUCUAGUGGCAGAGGAUCAGCCGAAGACGAUGGAGAAGACGAAGAAAUCCGGAUGAUAAACGAAGGUCCUUUGCAAAGAGAUUCUGGCAUCCAUCGACAGAACGAUGAGGAAGACAACUUGUCCGAUAUGUCAGUGAGAAAUACUCAGGAGUAUCUAGCCAGACUGGGUAUCGUCAAUAAUAGUAGCUCUGGGCACCCACAGGCUGCAUCGAGAAUAUGCCAAGAUCCUCGAGCUAGUACCAGCAAAGAGAACGUUCUACACCACCAGUCAGUUCCUCUCGACAGUCUCAACAUCUUCGACGAAGAAGGCAACGAGAAUGACAUCACCAAUAUGAUUUAUGCCAAAUUGAAUGACGUCACUGGCAGCGACAGAGCUAGUUCGACGAAUGAAAGUACGGGAGUGAAUCCAUCCAAUAUCGGUGCAGCCAUGGAUCACGUGAUGGGCAUGAGUGGUUAUGGCGAUCAUCCGACAGUUACCCACCAUCAACCAUCCAUGAAUGGUUCACUCAGUUCCAUAGUGCACAGCGAGGAAGAGCUGGCUGGGAGCUAUAACUGGGACUACCUCCUGGAUUGGGGUCCGCAGUACCAGCCCUUGGCUCAUGUGUUUUCGGAGAUAGCAAGACUGAAAGAUGACACUGCAUCAGUGCAUAGCGGUGCCAGCGGUAACUCCAGCGUCAAGAGCAGUGUCGCUCAUGGAAAGAGCAUCCCGCCUCCUCUGAUAACGAGCGUCGCUCCCAGAGCCAUAGCGAUGCCAGUGCUGAAUUCGAGAGGAGGGCCUAGUCAUCAUAACGUCGGGCAUAACCAGAUGAUGAUGUUGCCGAGGUCGCCGAUAAGUCACGAUGCAUCGGGAGCCACGUUCAGCACAUCCACAGCGAUGUCGCCUAGUUUUUCUCCGUCGUUGUCGCCUCUGGCAACAAAGUCUCCCUCGGUGUCGCCUCUGGUGGCGCCGGGGCUUACUACUUCGCAUCACGUGAUGAGUAGACAGCCGGCGCCGAGGAAUAAAUCUGUGGUGGACACUGAACUUAGAAUAUGA
Messenger RNA from Phaedon cochleariae (mustard beetle), 8416 nucleotides. The record is from the annotation of a GenBank genome assembly. NCBI's taxonomy places the organism in Eukaryota, Metazoa, Arthropoda, Insecta, Coleoptera, Chrysomelidae.